UUUUCCUUUCCUCUUCCCAUUCCCCCUUUCUCUUUCCCACUUCCCCUUUCCUUUCCCCUUUCCCCUCUUUCCCGCUGCAGUCAGAGCAGAGACUCCAGCUUGCUGAGCCUUUGCUUUGUUUUUAUCUGUUGUAGUCACAAAUUAAUCUUUGCUGUCAGGGGAUCAAGGCAGGGACAGAUGGCUCGGGGAGAGCCCGGGAUGCCCGAGCCGCGAGCCAGGAGUCCGUCAGCAUGGCCGGACAGUGCGACAGCAUCUUCAGGGGCUUCGCCGGCUGCCUCAUCAGCCUGGGGGAGAGCAUGACCCAGAACGUCCGGCAGCAGCAGCAGCAGCAGCAGGAGGAGGGCGGCGAGGAGGGGCAGGAGCUGGAAACCAUCUGCAAGUCCUGGGAUGACUUCCACAGCUGCGCCAGUGCCGUGCUGUCCAGAUGCCCCGUGGAAGCGGCCAGCAUCUGGGAGUCGCUGCGCCAGGAGUCCCGCAAGAUGCAGUUCCAGGGGAACCUGCAGGAGCUGUGCAGCGCCCGGAGCCGCCUGGGCAGCCCCCAGCCCCCGGGCUCGCCGGCCUCCGAGACCAACCAGGCCACACUGCGGGGCUCGGCCGCAGCCCUGCGCCCCCGUCUGCCGGCCCUGCUGGCCCUGCUGGCUCUGCCGCUGCUGCUGCUCCGGCUCUAGCCCUGCCCAGGGCUGCACCUGCAGGUGCCCAGGUGAUGCCGGCUCGGUCCCUCCGGCUGCUGGCCGGACCCCGCCACGCCCGCCUCCCUCCCGGGCAUCCCUCGCGGGGCACGGUCCUCUCCUGCAGCACUUCAGAUGGAUUUAUAUUUAUAUUAAAAGACACUUUUACAUUUC
Catharus ustulatus (Swainson's thrush) is the source of this 842-nucleotide messenger RNA. RefSeq names its product neuritin 1 like (gene NRN1L). Gene Ontology annotation, cellular component: plasma membrane. NCBI's taxonomy places the organism in Eukaryota, Metazoa, Chordata, Aves, Passeriformes, Turdidae. Gene Ontology annotation, biological process: neuron projection extension; nervous system development. The record is from RefSeq and is a predicted model, not a curated record. Bases 231 to 668 code for a protein of 145 amino acids. The transcript is spliced from 3 exons.